AUGAUCAGAUGGGCUGCUGGAGGGAGUAAGGCUGCCUCUGCCUCGUCCUGCUCCAGGGCUGGGUUAGGGGAUCAUUCUGGUUCGACGACCAGCUCCAGACUAAGAUCAUCAACACUGCUUUCCUCCCUAUCUUUGCCUCUCCUGAUUACCCUGGUGGUUUUCUCCUUCUCCUUACCUGGGGCGGCCUGCCAUCAGCUACACAGAGACAGACUGAAGCUCCCAAACCCACAAACUCUCAGGGUUCCACUGAACAUUUCUGAGACUGAGCUUGUGUCUAGGCCCACGGCCACUGGUGGCCCCCUGGGCCGGACUGGGGGACCACAGGGUAGGCAUGUGCGCAGCUACAAUCAUCUCCAAGGGGACAUACGUAGGAGGAAGCUGUUCUCUUUCCAGAAGUUUUUCCUGAGGAUCGAUAAGAAUGGAAAGGUCAAUGGAACCAAGAGCAAGGAUGACCCCCUCAGUAUUCUGGAAAUCACAUCGGUGGCCGUGGGAGUAGUUGCCAUCAAAGGGCUGAACAGCAACUACUAUCUGGCUAUCAGCAGGAAGGGAGAACUGUACGGAGCGAGAGAGUUCAGUGUUGACUGCACCCUGAAGGAGCGGAUUGAGGAGAACGGCUACAACACUUACGCAUCAGCCGAGUGGAAGAACAAGAAGCGGCAGAUGUUUGUGGGUCUGAAUGUCCACGGGAAGCCACUGAGAGGGAAGAGAACCCGCAGGAAGAACACGGCCACCCACUUCCUUCCAAUUGUGGUGUGAACUGAAGAACUCAACUGGAGAAGGAGGAUAUGCAGCACUGGACAGAGAGGUUUUCAAUACUGAAAAAAGCUGUAAAAUAAAGACAUUCACCGAGAAAUCUCUCAUUUGGAAACAAGGCACUAACACUGUUACUCAAAAGUAUGAUCUCUGCUCCUGACUGAGAUCAUGUACUUUAUUUGGUGGGAGAAGAUGAUAUCUGUGUUUUCUAUGGCACAGGAUGCAAUAUUUAUCCUUUUUUUCUGUGCCAAACAGUUUGCAACUGGAGUAUGUGUGUAAUGUGGAUACUGUCCCGGCUGUGGUAGAUGAAGACGUUUUUCGAGAUGUUAUUUAUAAUCCAAAUUCUCCUGUGAGACUCCAGAUAAUCCACAACAUAAAGGGGAGAGAUGGAAGAGAGAAAUGGAUAAGAUGAGGGAAAUGAUCGGUCAGUUUAUCAUGACAGCAUUAAAUAAUAAAGGAAACAACACAUUUAAAGCAAA
Molecule: messenger RNA, 1232 nt
Organism: Morone saxatilis (striped sea-bass)
Lineage: Eukaryota; Metazoa; Chordata; Actinopteri; Moronidae
Gene: fgf10b
Product: fibroblast growth factor 10b
Exons: 3
Coding region: 1-756 (251 amino acids)
Biological process (GO): positive regulation of ERK1 and ERK2 cascade; positive chemotaxis; positive regulation of protein phosphorylation
Cellular component (GO): cytoplasm
Molecular function (GO): type 2 fibroblast growth factor receptor binding; chemoattractant activity; growth factor activity
Source: RefSeq, a predicted model, not a curated record